Linderina pennispora is the source of this 610-nucleotide messenger RNA. RefSeq lists its product as uncharacterized. The record is from RefSeq and is a predicted model, not a curated record. The transcript has a single exon. Bases 185 to 559 code for a protein of 124 amino acids. Lineage: Eukaryota; Fungi; Kickxellomycota; Kickxellomycetes; Kickxellales; Kickxellaceae.
AGAUCGUACACCGCCGGAGCUGCCUGUAGAUUGCCCGCCAGGGCGAGAGCAGCUUGGACCGGCGGUGCUCUGCUGCAUUAUUAGCGAAAAAGCUGUCUACAGCAGUGCUGUUGCAGCCGACUCUUUGCCGCCACCGUCUCAUUCUCACCUAUGUUGAUAGCUGGAAAUAUUUGCUGAUAAACCUAUGUCUCUUGUAACAACUCUUUACGCUGUUUCAGCCGCAGCCACUGCGUUCGUCUUUGGAGUGAUAAUACACGCCUGUGCUAAACCCGAUCCACAUAAACCCAAAAACCACCAACCUCCUGGCCCGUUACCGAUUCCUCAGAAUGCAGUGUCAGGUCACCCGCAGUACACUUCUAACGCAGGGCUUAGUGGCUACUUACAUGUCGAGCCUCCUGCAAACGCGGCUGUGGUGUCUAUUCCUACGUCGCUCAGCUGGCAACACCAAAACAGCGCUGAGAAAAAAAACCCCCUUACUCCAUACUCGCUACAGAGCAACCUUCUGAUGCCCACAUGCAGCAUUAUUGCUCCACCGCCAAGAAUCUACACACCGGAAUAGAGAAGAGGUACUGUGAAUAGCUGUUCUCCAACCUAGGCAAUGGUGCUGUUC